Molecule: messenger RNA, 1050 nt
Organism: Plasmodium falciparum 3D7
Lineage: Eukaryota; Apicomplexa; Aconoidasida; Haemosporida; Plasmodiidae
Product: rifin
Exons: 2
Coding region: 1-1050 (349 amino acids)
Source: RefSeq, a predicted model, not a curated record
AUGAAAAUCCAUUAUAUUAAUAUAUUAUUGUUUGAGCUUCCAUUAAAUAUAUUGAUAUAUAAUCAAAGGAACCAUAAAAGCACCACACAUCAUACAUUAAAAAUACCAAUCACUAGAUUAUUAUGCGAAUGCGAAUUAUACGCACCAUCUAACUAUGACAACGAUCCUGAAAUGAAAGAAGUGAUGGAAAUUUUCGAUCGUCAAACCUCAGAAAGGUUUCAUGAAUAUGACGAAAGGAUGAAAACUACACGCCAAAAAUGUAAAGAUAAAUGUGACAAGGAAAUCCAAAAAAUUAUUUUAAAAGAUAAAUUAGAAAAAGAAUUAAACGAAAAGUUCUUAACGUUACAAACUGAUAUACAAAAUGAUGCUAUUCCCACAUGUGUUUGCGAAAAGUCGUUAGCAGAUAAAGUGGAAAAAGGAUGCUUGAGAUGUGGAAGUAUAUUAGGUGCGGCAAUGCCUGAAGUGGGCUCGAUAGGUGGAGGUCUUUUAUAUGCUUUAAAUGCCUGGAAACCUAAGGCACUUGAGGCCGCUAUUGCAGCAGCUAAGGAACUGGCUAUAACUGAGGCUACGAAUGCUGGUGUGAAAACUGUUGUCUCUGAAAUUAAUAAAUUGCUUGCUAAAUUUAAACAACAUGAAAUAUUAUUUGAAUUGAAACCAAUUGUUAAUAAAUCAAAUUUCAGUUGCGGUUCUUCUCUAUUUCAAAGAGCUGAGGAACUAGCUAGUAAAUCCUGUGUAGCUCAACCAAAUGGAAGUUAUACUUCUUUUUGUAAUACCAUAUUGAACGGUGAGAAAACUACGUUUAAACCUUUCGCACAAGCUGGUGCUAACACAUAUGAGAAAACAUUGACAACCGAAACACCAGUACUUCAAGCAAGAUACACAGCUGCAGUAAAAACUGCAUAUGGAGGUUACCAGACUGCUAUUAUUGCUUCCAUCGUUGCAAUAGUGGUCAUAGUUUUAAUUAUGGUGAUAAUAUAUUUAAUUUUACGUUAUCGUAGAAAAAAAAAAAUGAAAAAAAAACUCCAAUAUAUAAAAUUAUUAGAAGAAUAG